AUGACAAUUACGCAGUUAAGUGACGCCCCCAAGGACGACAAUUACAGAAAGCAGGAGCUUAAACAACUGGUUGGAAUAUUUGCUUCUAGGGCCCAGAAGUACAUUGACUGCAUUCGCAUCUCACUCGAGAACAAUCAGAUGCUGCGUUCAUUUUACAAGUUGGACUCUAAGCUCACGACUUUUUCCAUAAUGACCAACGAUGUGGUUGAAGAAAUACCGAUAUCCAGCGUACGUUUCCUCCAUUGA
Molecule: messenger RNA, 246 nt
Organism: Theileria orientalis strain Shintoku
Lineage: Eukaryota; Apicomplexa; Aconoidasida; Piroplasmida; Theileriidae
Exons: 3
Coding region: 1-246 (81 amino acids)
Source: RefSeq, a predicted model, not a curated record